This is a messenger RNA of Symphalangus syndactylus (siamang), 1609 nucleotides long. Its product is annotated as importin subunit beta-1-like. NCBI's taxonomy places the organism in Eukaryota, Metazoa, Chordata, Mammalia, Primates, Hylobatidae. Gene Ontology annotation, biological process: protein import into nucleus. Gene Ontology annotation, molecular function: small GTPase binding. The record is from RefSeq and is a predicted model, not a curated record.
CCCCAACCCCCAUCCCCAGUUCGAGCCUCCGCCCGAAAGACCGGGCCGUCGUCUUAAGAGGAGUCGCCGUCGCCGCCACCUCCGCCAUGGAGCUGAUCACCAUCCUCGAGAAGACCGUGUCUCCUGAUCGGCUGGAGCUGGAAGCGGCGCAGAAGUUCCUGGAGCGUGCGGCCGUGGAGAACCUGCCCACUUUCCUUGUGGAACUGUCCAGAGUGCUGGCAAAUCCAGGAAACAGUCAGGUUGCCAGAGUUGCAGCUGGUCUACAAAUCAAGAACUCUUUGACAUCUAAAGAUCCAGAUAUCAAGGCACAGUAUCAGCAGAGGUGGCUUGCUAUUGAUGCUAAUGCUCGACGAGAAGUCAAGAACUAUGUUUUGCAGACGUUGGGCACAGAAACUUACCGGCCUAGUUCUGCCUCACAGUGUGUGGCUGGUAUUGCUUGUGCAGAGAUCCCAGUAAACCAGUGGCCAGAACUCAUUCCUCAGCUGGUGGCCAAUGUCACAAACCCCAACAGCACAGAGCACAUGAAGGAGUCGACAUUGGAAGCCAUCGGUUAUAUUUGCCAAGAUAUAGACCCAGAGCAGCUACAAGAUAAAUCCAAUGAGAUUCUGACUGCCAUAAUCCAGGGGAUGAGGAAAGAAGAGCCUAGUAAUAAUGUGAAGCUAGCUGCUACUAAUGCACUCCUGAACUCAUUGGAGUUCACCAAAGCAAACUUUGAUAAAGAGUCUGAAAGGCACUUUAUUAUGCAGGUGGUCUGUGAAGCCACACAGUGUCCAGAUACGAGGAUCACAAUCGAAGCAAUGAAAAGUGACAUUGAUGAGGUGGCUCUACAAGGGAUAGAAUUCUGGUCCAAUGUCUGUGAUGAGGAAAUGGAUUUGGCCAUUGAGGCUUCAGAGGCAGCAGAACAAGGACGGCCCCCUGAGCACACCAGCAAGUUUUAUGCCAAGGGAGCACUACAGUAUCUGGUUCCAAUCCUCACACAGACACUAACUAAACAGGACGAAAAUGAUGAUGACGAUGACUGGAACCCCUGCAAAGCAGCAGGGGUGUGCCUCAUGCUUCUGGCCACCUGCUGUGAAGAUGACAUUGUCCCACAUGUCCUCCCCUUCAUUAAAGAACACAUCAAGAACCCAGAUUGGCGGUACCGGGAUGCAGCAGUGAUGGCUUUUGGUUGUAUCUUGGAAGGACCAGAGCCCAGUCAGCUCAAACCACUAGUUAUACAGGCAAUGCCCACCCUAAUAGAAUUAAUGAAAGACCCCAGUGUAGUUGUUCGAGAUACAGCUGCAUGGACUGUAGGCAGAAUUUGUGAGCUGCUUCCUGAAGCUGCCAUCAAUGAUGUCUACUUGGCUCCCCUGCUACAGUGUCUGAUUGAGGGUCUCAGUGCUGAACCCAGAGUGGCUUCAAAUGUGUGCUGGGCUUUCUCUAGUCUGGCUGAAGCUGCUUAUGAAGCUGCAGACGUUGCUGAUGAUCAGGAAGAACCAGCUACUUACUGCUUAUCUUCUUCAUUUGAACUCAUAGUUCAGAAGCUCCUAGAGACUACAGACAGCUGUUAAAGAAUCAUUGACUACAGAUCUACAAACAAAAGGAUACUCCAAAUUGAAACCGACAAAAA